Linum trigynum is the source of this 893-nucleotide messenger RNA. Lineage: Eukaryota; Viridiplantae; Streptophyta; Magnoliopsida; Malpighiales; Linaceae. The record is from the annotation of a GenBank genome assembly.
GUUUGCCCAUUCAAUCACCUCCCACCCGCCUUCCUUUCCUCCCUCCCUCCUUCCUUUCCAGUUUCUACCCCAAGUUCACAGAAGAAAGCAAAGCUUUCCCAAAUUCCUACCUGCAGCUGCAUCAUCACAUACCAGGCUGGGAAUCGAUGUUCCGAACGUUAGCGAGACUGCGGCGGAACAUAAAGAAGAGCCCUAGAGUUGCCGACGAGAGCAUGUUUGGAGGAGGAGGGGUGGUGAUGAUGAAUAGAGCUGGUGGUGGUGGCGAUCAUCGUCAACAAGCCCCAACUGAUCACUCGUCGAACAAGCUCUCCGCGGUGAUGGGUCUCGUCCUCCUCGCGCCCUUUUCGGUCUUUGCCUGCCUAUCGCAGCCUCAUGUCAGCGGGGCUGACGGGAUGUGGGCAUCGGCGGAGCUACCACAGCUCUCGGAGGUGAACCAUCUCAUGGUGAAUGAUAGCAUGAGGUAUGCGAUACUUAUGUAGUAAAGGAGUGCUAUAAAUUAUUGAUUAGGGCUUAUGGACGGCAGAGGAGCUGCUAGGAGGGGUUUCAUGGAACAUUUUUGUUCUCUUGGGGGUUGUUUUUAUUUUGGAGAAUGAGGGGUGCUCGAUCGAUCUAUGUAUACUUCCUUUUGUUCAUGGUUUCUUGGGAGGAAUCGAAACUUCCUUUUUUUUGUACUAUUGGGAUUGGCCUAGCUUGUAAUCAAAAGGGUUUCCCUUGUGAUCUCCAACAUAUAUGUGUAUGGGCGUGCCGACGACUAUGAUUUACAUAAUCAUGUAAUUAGUGGAUGGUUAAGUAGAGUGGAGAAGUGGAAAUUUUCAUCAACUAAAUAUUGUCCAUGAUGAUCAACCAUUUUUGACUUGCAGGUUGUAGUUCAUCAAUCAAGCAAAACCCUAAUU